CCUUGUUUGGAGGGAAAAACGACAACAGUCCAACACCGUCGACCGUUUUUAGCAUUUUUAAACUUUCAAACAUUUCACUAUUAUAUUCCCGUUCUCUUAGCCAUGGAAGACAAAGUUGUGUCAUCUUUAACAUAGAAAGACAUCAUCUUGAACCAGAAGUUCGCAAUAUUAUUGUGAGAGUGAGUCAUUGAGGACACCGUCAAGUGGAUAUCGCAGAGGCAGUUGGCGUUUCUCAGAGAUUCUGAGAGACUGGAAGUGCCAAUAGGAAGGUAGUGGUAGUGGAUCUAAGUGGAUCAAGGCAGGAAAGAAAUAUUAUCAUUGCUGCAACAAUUCCAUUGUGCCCGCCAGUCCUUAAUAAACUACAAGACCUUGCCAAAACAUCUUGUACUUCAUUUAGUUGGCAUCACAUGCAGUAACAGCCUGCCACCUGCAACUUAGGAGAAUAUGGUGCACCAAACUCCUAGAAGAGAACACUAAUUGGAAUGCUGUUAUGUUUACUGGAGAUGAGAAAACUACAAUUUCAGACAUAAGAUUACAACUGGCGUCCUGUCGUCAAAAAUAUUCUGCAAAAUGUCAAGAACUCUUGGACAAAUGCGCAACUUUAGGAAUCGAAACGUUUCUCAACUUCAAAACCGAAUCAAAUGGGUUGCUGCCGCCAAAAUGCAGCUGCAGUUUGUCAAACGUUGUAAAAGCUACUUCUAAGAAUAAGAAACGGAUGUUUUCAUGCUGUGUACAUAAAGACAAUACGUUCGUGAAUAGAGACACAGACUAUUUAUUUUUAAACAACAGGAACGAAAUGUUUGCAGCAAUUUACGAAAAGAAAGAUUACGCCUUUACAAAUGAUAUCUUCAAUGAAACGGAUCCUGAAUUGGAUUCCCUCAACAACGCAUACGAUCUGAUGAAUUUUUUAGACAAACAUUUUAAAAGUUAAUAAAUAACAUAAAUGAUCUUUUAUUUAAAUAUUUUUUUAUUAUAGGAAUAUUGUUUUACUCAUCAACUAGUAAUAGAAUGUAUUAAUAUAGUUUUAAUGUGACCAACAAAAAUUGAUAUAAAUAAAUUUGACAAAAAAAA
Molecule: messenger RNA, 1071 nt
Organism: Cimex lectularius (bed bug)
Lineage: Eukaryota; Metazoa; Arthropoda; Insecta; Hemiptera; Cimicidae
Exons: 7
Coding region: 491-931 (146 amino acids)
Source: RefSeq, a predicted model, not a curated record